Molecule: messenger RNA, 978 nt
Organism: Porites evermanni
Lineage: Eukaryota; Metazoa; Cnidaria; Anthozoa; Scleractinia; Poritidae
Source: the annotation of a GenBank genome assembly
AUGAGCAACUUUACUGGCGGUAAAAUCUUAACUUUUGAAAAGGAAGUUUGUGUUUCGUCUUCCGGUGAAGAACCUGCAAUGAGAUUCCUUGUUGCACUGAACAUAUUUUUAUCUUUCACUGCAUUAUUAGGAAAUUCUAUUAUCCUUGUUGCCCUUAAGGAGUGUUCCCUACAUCCUGCAUCCAGACUUUUAUUCAUCUGCCUGGCGUGCACCGACCUGUUAGUUGGUGUUCUUCUAGAACCCUUCAACGUGGUCCAUUUGUUUUUGUCCAUGCAAGGAGAUCAACAGCUCUGCAGUCGAAUGUUAGUCCCAAGUUAUAUCAUCGGCGUAAUUCUUUUUGGCGUUUCUAUCUCAACGUUAACUGCAAUAAGCGUGGACCGACUUCUGGCAUUGCUGUUGAAGCUAAGGUACAGACAAGUUGUAACUUUGAAGCGAACCUGUGCGGUAAUAGCAUUUAUAUGGCUCCUGAACGUCUUCGCUGCAACCAUGUACUUCUGGGUUCAUUUUAUUUUCCUGUGGUAUGGCUAUAUACUGAUAAUAGCCUGUUUCGUAACCUCAACUUCCUUGUACACAAAAAUCUACUUAACUCUUCGCCUUCAUCAAAGACAACAAGAACGAUUCUCCCACGAACAACCGCUGAGAAGAACUGGAAUUCCACUGAAUAUAGCACGAUUCAGAAAAACAGUGUCCACAGCUCUCUGGGUGCAGUUAACAUUAGUAGCCUGUUAUCUUCCGUAUGGUAUAGUAACAGCCUUAAUGACUAGCCAUGGUUUAUCUCCAUCUAUUAUUCUUGCUAGUAGGUUUGCCUCAACUCUUGUCUACCUAAACUCGACCCUGAAUCCUUUGUUGUAUAGCUGGAAGAUAAGAGACGUCAGAGAGACAGUAGAGGCAAAACUACAACAACUGAUGUGUUGUGGUCAGUCUAGAGUUCAGGCUUUCAGAGGUAAUGUAAGGACAACUAAUGAAAGAACAGAUUAA